Purpureocillium lilacinum is the source of this 1476-nucleotide messenger RNA. The record is from RefSeq and is a predicted model, not a curated record. Lineage: Eukaryota; Fungi; Ascomycota; Sordariomycetes; Hypocreales; Ophiocordycipitaceae.
AUGCCUCCCAAGACAGCCAAGGCCGCACCCAAGGCCGCACCCAAGGCCGCACCCAAGGCGGCCUCCAAGAAGCGCGCGCUCGCCGACACCGAUGCCAACGCCGCACCCUCGGCACCCGCACCCAAGAAGAGCAAGGCGUCCUCCUCUUCCAAGGACUCCUCCAAGGAGCAGCCGCCCGCCGACAAGGGCAAGGGCAAGUCCAUCACGCCGCAGCGCAUCUCGCUCGGCCCCAAUGCCGAGCUCGUCCCCCCGCGCAUCAUGCCCGCCGAGGCGGCCCCCAGCCUGCACAAGAUGCUGAUCCCGCCGUUCUGGAUCAUGGCCAUCGACGCGACGCCCGACCGCGACGCGACGCUCGGCAACCGCGAGUGGUGGGCCGCCCACGACCUGUGGCUCCAGGCCAACAAGAAGGCCCUCAAGAUGAAGGUGGCCGCGUGGAAGCGCCGCGAGGUCGAGCUCGCCAAGCCCUGGGAGCCCAAGCCGGACGAGGGCAACGACGACUGGGACUUUGUCUGCCUGCAUGCCCACAGGGGGUCUCAUGAGGAGGAUUCGGAGUCGGAGGACGAGUAUGGCGACGAAGAGAGCGAGGAUGGGGAUACGCAAGCCAAAGACAACAGCGCGAAGGAUAUAGACGAUGGCGCCAAGGACAAAGGCAAAGAACACGAUGAACAUAAUCACGGUCCUGUUGGCAAGCUUGCCUCGCUUCACCCCGACCACGUCCCCGUCGCCACCAUGCGAGGCAGGGAUCGCGCAGACUGGUGGCUCCUCGAGACGCUCAAGCGCGACCCCGACGAGUUCAGCAUGCACGUCUACAAUGACUUUGCCUACUACGGCGCCAUGGAGGUUCUCGAGAAAAUUUUUGUCCACUUCACCUCCGUCUGCAAGCCCAAGUCACACUACCUCGACAUCUGGUGCGAGAUCGAGGGCAUGGCCCUGUACCUCCACCGCGGCGGCGGCGACUUCAUGAGUGAUGUGCGACGACCCGACCGUGGCUCCGAGCUCAUCAGCCUCGUCGGCUACAUGACCUUGGCGGCGCUGCAGGAGCUCGAGAGGCGUGAGGUCCUAGCCGGCAACAGCAUCCCCAACAUCGGCUACAUCCUCUCGCUGCUAAUCAGCGUGGGCUGGGUACGCGGCGAGAUCGCUGGCGACGACUUCAUGGACCACGUCUCGUGGGUGUACCGCGUCAUGGCCAUGGCCGAAGCCGCGGGUAUCACCAUCGGCGGCGCGUCCGGCUACGUGCACACCGCCGAGGAGGUCGGCGAGCGAGAGGCCGAGGGCACGACGGCCGAGCUCGUCAAGAAGUGGGAGAAGGUUAUCUUCGCCAACAAGGUCCGAUCAUACAAAACCAAGCACGGCGGGCGACUCGGCCCCUGGGCCCCUGCUGAAAUCGGAGGUGACUACUACGACGUCACCAAGAUGAAGCCCGCCGAAAGGAAGCAGCACUCGUACGGGGAUCAUGAUCCGUUCAAGCUGCGAUGA